AGGUGCUCUGCGCUGGGGUUGCGUGCAGAUGGGAGAGAAAAUUAGGGGGACAAGGGAGAGAAGGAAGGAGAAACCACUGUCCUCAGCCAGAUAUAUUAUCUUAUAUUGAACUGAUCAAGUACUUUGAAAAUGACUUCAAAAUUUCUUUCGGUGUCCUUCAUACUUGCUGCAGUAAUUUCUUCAACUGCAUUUUCUCUCCAACCAGACCAGCAGAAGGUUCUCCUUGUUUCAUUUGAUGGAUUCCGUUGGGAUUACUUAUAUAAAGUUCCAACGCCCCAUUUUCAUUAUGUCAUGGAAUAUGGUGUUCAUGUGAAGCAAGUUACUAAUGUUUUUAUUACAAAGACCUAUCCUAACCAUUAUACUUUGGUAACUGGCCUCUUUGCAGAAAAUCAUGGGAUUGUUGCAAAUGACAUGUUUGAUCCCAUUCUGAACAAAUCUUUCUCCUUGGAUCACAUGAAUAUUUAUGAUUCCGAGUUUUGGGAAGAAGCAACACCAAUAUGGAUCACAAAUCAGAGGGCAGGACAUACGAGUGGUGCAGCCAUGUGGCCUGGAACAGAUGUAAAAAUACAUAAGAGCUUUCCAACUCACUAUAUGCCUUACAAUGAAUCAGUUUCAUUUGAAGAUAGAGUUACCAAAAUUAUUGACUGGUUUACAUCAAAAGAGCCCAUAAAUCUUGGUUUUCUCUAUUGGGAAGAACCUGAUGAUAUGGGCCACCAAUUGGGACCUGACAGUCCACUCAUGGGGCCUAUCAUUUCAGAUAUUGACAACAAAUUAGGAUAUCUCAUACAAAUGCUGAAAAAGGCAAAUUUAUGGAACACUGUGAACCUUAUCAUCACAAGUGAUCACGGAAUGACCCAGUGUUCUGAGGAAAGAAUAAUAGAGCUUGACCAGUAUCUGGAUAAAGACCACUAUACACUGAUUGACCAAUCUCCAGUGGCAGCCAUCUUGCCCAAAGAAGGUAAAUUUGAUGAAGUCUAUGAAGCACUGGCUCAUGCUCAUCCUAAUCUUACUGUUUACAAGAAAGAGGAGAUUCCAGAAAGAUGGCAUUAUAAAUACAAUGAUCGAAUUCAGCCAGUCAUAGCAGUGGCUGAUGAAGGGUGGCAUAUUUUACAGAAUAAGUCAGGUGACUUUCUAUUAGGUAACCAUGGUUAUGAUAAUGCAUUAGCUGAAAUGCAUCCAAUAUUUUUAGCCCAUGGUCCAGCCUUCAGAAAGAAUUUUACAAAAGAAGCCAUGAACUCCACAGAUCUGUACCCACUGCUGUGCCACCUCCUCAAUGUCACCGCCAUGCCGCACAAUGGAUCAUUCAGGAAUGUUCACGACCUGCUCAGUCUGGCAACUCCAAGUGCAAUUCCUCAUGUACAAAGUACUACAUUCAUCUUUGGUAGUGAUAUACCAGUAGAAUAUGAGCCGGAAGAGUCAUACCCUUAUUUCAUAGGGGUCUGUCUCGGCAGCAUUAUAGUGAUUGUAUUUUUUGUAAUUUUCAUUAAACAUUUAAUUCACAGUCAGAUACCUGCCUUACAAGAUAUGCAGGCUGAAAUAGCUCAACCAUUAUUACAAGCCUAAUGCUACUUUGAAGUGAAAUUGCAUAUUGAAGUGGAGAUGGCAUUAUUAUGUCAGUGUUUAAAGGUUUCAAAUUCUAGGAUACCAGUUUCAGACAUUGCAAAGACCAUCAAGCAGUUAUAUACAUAUUUAGGUACAGACACAAACACACAAAAACAGACACACACAGAUAGACCAAAAUACUUAUACCUGCAAAGGAUUAUGGAUGUGAUAAUAUGUCUCCCUUGGUUUCUUUAACUUGGGAUUGAAAAUAUCUUGCUUUAUUUGGACUUGACACAUGCAAUGUAUAUAUUUAGCAACUUUGCACUACUUAAAGUACCUUCUACAUUGCACUUUAAAUUACUCUCCUAAUGGGUACUUUUGCUUGAAAUGCACUUUAUGGACAAUUGUGUCUUACAACUUGGUUGAAAACAACAACUUUUUGUACCCAUGUUAUAGAAUACUUGUUAUUCAUUGUUCAGACUGAAUGAAAUUUCUGAUAACACCAGAAUAAUAUAGAAAUCUAUCUCCUUAAAUUGGGAGAACAAGAAAAAAGUGACAGUUGCUGAAAAUUGAAUGUGAUAAACUUUGUAGAUUGAGUUUUGGAGAGAUGCAUUCCCAACAACAGAUUGCAUCUAUGGGCACUUCUUGUCAUAUUUCUUUUCAAAGGACAUGGGUUUUUUAUUUAUUUUCCUCCCAAAAUAGAUUCAAAUACUGACCAAUUCAUUUUAAACAUAUUGUUUCUAUCACUAAAAUCAAUUAUUGCUAUUUCCUGAUUUGUCAUAUUACCCUGAUUUUUAUAAUAAUAAAGAUACCAUGAAUAUACAUUUCUCUUCUAUGUAGUUCUGCAAAGGCCUGAAUUGAAGAGAUCAUGCACCAUCUCAGCCAUGUUUGUCUUGUCUGUAAUUAUUUGCCUAUUUGAAAACAAAAUCACUAUUAAUCUUAUUUAAAAAUCAUAUUUAGACAAAGCAAUAUUUUCUUUCUGGUAACACAUUCUAACAGAGCACGAGCAUCUUUUUUAUUUGAGCAUUUGAAGAUCCAGAGUUUCAAAAGAGCACAAACUAUAUUAGGUAAAAUAUAGGCCACUCAAUCCUUAAAAAGAACAGUGUGGAGCUUGGAAAGAAAACGUAGGCAGAACAUGCGAGAUGUUCACACUGUACCCAGAACAGUGGUAAAGGGCACUUACUGUCAAAACUAUCUAAAUAACUCCGUGGUAACAAGUAUUGAAACACAGAGGAGCUGAGAUUAUUUAGCCUAGUUUUAAGAAAUAUUUGAACAGCCACCUACCAGGUGCCUAAAGAGCAAUCCAAGUUCACAAGUAGACUUCUACCUCCUGGGUAGUAUUUUUUACCUUUCUGGUCAUCUCAGCUCCUGUCAUUCUAACCUAAAGCUGUGCUUUAGAUUUCUAACUAGUCAGGAAUUUUGCGAGAGGUAUAGCAUUACAUAGGGUUUCUUAAAGGAAAGAGGAAGCCCUGCUGGGAGGGUUGGGUGGUGCUUUCCUUGAAGAAAAUGGCAAUUUACAGACACAUGGUCCGUGGAUAAUAUGAUUUCAUAUAUGUUUAUGCACCAGUUGGCUAGUGAGUAGUUAAAAUGGUAUAACUAUUUCAGAAAGAAAGGGCAAAUUAGCUGUAAAGAACAAAAGUGAUAUGGUUAAAAAUAUAACUGAAUUUAAGUGCUUCCUAAAAUUAGGUGAAUGGAUUACUUUUUAAAUGAUAAUACCAUUAAAGAAUGUUAGCACCUAAUUCUUAUUUUAUUAUAAAAGCUCUUAAUAGGAGAGAAUCAAAUAACUGGAAAUGACUUAUAGAGGAAAAAGCCGAGAAGUUAGGUGGUAGGCAGCAAAAUUCUCAGAGGUCUGGACUCUGGACUAGACAUCUCAAAAUACGUGAGCACUCAUGUUGGCUUGCUUUGUAGCUAUGAACUUAUCUGCAUCAUUGAAAUGGCAGUGUAAUAACUGGAAGAUGAACUUAGUCCAUUUUAAAGCAUUACUAUUGUUAUCUGUCCAUUUAAAUUGAUUGUUGCAUUAAAUUCAUUUUAGAAGGUGCUAUUACCUUAGAAAGGAAAUUCUGUAACAUUGAUGAAAGAAUUAAAAAUCUGAUAUGAACAUCUGA
Molecule: messenger RNA, 3647 nt
Organism: Carlito syrichta (Philippine tarsier)
Lineage: Eukaryota; Metazoa; Chordata; Mammalia; Primates; Tarsiidae
Gene: ENPP5
Product: ectonucleotide pyrophosphatase/phosphodiesterase 5 (putative)
Exons: 5
Coding region: 130-1563 (477 amino acids)
Source: RefSeq, a predicted model, not a curated record